AAUGACGUCAUACAUGUGCGCCAUUUGUUUAGAGUGUUGUACGAUUGUAAAGGCAACCAUCUAUAAAACAAGUUCGAUGCUUUGCAUUACGACCCACACAUAAUUAUGGAUGGAGAAUACUAUAGCAGUGCUGGAGACUGGGAGGCGCAAGACUCUAAUGCGGACGAAGACGGAUACGCGGAUGCAGAGACAGACGAUAAAGUACAAGAUGAGUGCUUGAAGAAGUUCUCCAGUAGGGAUUACAUCAUGGAGCCCACAGUGUUUAACACGCUGAAAACCUAUUUUCAGGCAGGUGGUUCCCCUGAGCAUGUUAUUCAACUCCUGUCGGAGAAUUAUACUGCUGUGGCGCAAACAGUGAACCUGCUGGCUGAGUGGCUCAUUCAGAUGGGUGUGGAGCCAGCUCAGGUGCAGGAACGAGUAGAAAACCAUUUGAAGAGUCUUCUCAUCAAACACUUUGACCCACAAAAAGCUGACUCUAUUUUUACAGUAGAAGGAGAGACACCAGCAUGGCUCGAGCAGAUGAUUGCUCAUACUACAUGGAGAGAUCUCUUUUACAAACUAGCUGAAGCUCAUCCAGACUGCCUGAUGCUUAACUUCACAGUCAAGCUGAUCUCGGACGCAGGAUACCAAGGGGAGAUCACGAGUGUGUCUACAGCCUGUCAGCAGCUAGAGGUUUUCUCCCGAGUGUUACGUACAUCGCUCUCCACACUGCUUGAUGGGGGAGAACAGAACCUUGAGAAAAACAUACCAGAGUUUGCUAAGAUGGUGUGUCAUGGUGAGCACACAUACCUUUUUGCUCAGGCCAUGAUGACCAUUCUGGCACAGGAGGAGCAGGGUGGAUCGGUUGUUCGUCGCAUUGGGCAGGAAGUCCAGAAGUUUGCUCUACAGAGUGGUCAUGAUGCAAGUCAGAUCACACUAGCACUAGGGACAGCAGCAGCGUACCCACGUGCCUGCCAGGCUCUCGGGGCAAUGCUGUCCAAAGGGGCACUUAAUCCAGCAGAUAUCACAGUUCUUUUUAAGAUGUUCAGCAGUAUGGACCCUCCACCUGUGGAACUGGUCAGACUCCACUUGAUCCGUGUUCCAGCCUUCCUAGAUCUGUUUAUGCAGUCUUUAUUUAAACCUGGAGCCAAGAUAAACCAGGACCAUAAACACAAAUAUAUUCACAUUCUGGCCUAUGCAGCUAGUGUGGUGGAGACAUGGAAAAAGAACAAGCGUGUAAAUAUCAAUAAGGAUGAACUUAAGUCCACCUCCAAAGCCAUUGAGACUGUUCAUAAUCUGUGCUGUAAUGAGAAUAAAGGAGCAACAGAGCUAGUGGCAGAACUCGGCACUCUGUACCAAUGUAUCAGGUUUCCUGUAGUAGCAAUGGGGGUGUUAAAGUGGGUUGAUUGGACUGUGUCAGAACCUCGUUAUUUUCAGCUGCAGACAGAUCACACCCCCAUCCAUUUGGCCUUACUGGAUGAGAUCAGUACAUGCCAUCAACUCCUACACCCACAGGUUCUGCAGCUACUCAUCAAACUAUUUGAAACGGAGCAUUCUCAACUUGAUGUCAUGGAACAGCUGGAACUGAAGAAGACUUUGCUUGACCGCAUGAUUCACCUUUUAAGUCGAGGUUAUGUCUUGCCUGUUGUCAGCUACAUGCGUAAAUGCCUGGAGAAACUCAAUACAGAUAUCUCUCUUAUCAGAUAUUUUGUAACAGAGGUUCUGGAUGUGAUCACACCACCAUAUACCUCAGACUUUGUUCAGCUAUUUUUACCAAUCCUGGAGAAUGACAGUAUUGCUGGAACGAUCCGCACUGAAGGGGAGCAUGAUCCUGUGACUGAAUUCAUUGCACACUGCAAAUCCAAUUUCAUCAUGAUAAACUGAGAACAGCCAAGGAGGCUAACCUAUAGAAACUGUGCAAGAAGAACUGGAUUGUAACAUUCAUUCAAGAGCGUAGCGAAAUCUCACCUGCAUCAACAUAUGAAGUUUUUUGGAAAAAAGAGCUAUAGACAUUCAAAUUCAGCAAAGCAGUUACUUUAGUAUGGUCAAGAAAAGGCAUCUUUUCAGAUGCCUACAGGUUGUUAAACCAGGUGUGUUACCCAGAAAAUUUGUUAAACACAUAAUGUAGGCUAUUUUAAAAGGUUUGCAUUUUGUUAUGAAAAUGUGCUUUGUGGCAGUGCAUCUUUUUUGUAUAAUGCAAUUUUCCUUUCAAUAAAAAGUUAAACAAC
Messenger RNA from Tachysurus vachellii, 2207 nucleotides. RefSeq names its product negative elongation factor complex member C/D (gene nelfcd). NCBI's taxonomy places the organism in Eukaryota, Metazoa, Chordata, Actinopteri, Siluriformes, Bagridae. The coding region runs from base 106 to 1863 and encodes 585 amino acids. The transcript is spliced from 15 exons. Gene Ontology annotation, cellular component: nucleus; NELF complex. The record is from RefSeq and is a predicted model, not a curated record. Gene Ontology annotation, molecular function: RNA binding. Gene Ontology annotation, biological process: negative regulation of transcription elongation by RNA polymerase II.